This is a messenger RNA of Brassica napus (rape), 1252 nucleotides long. Its product is annotated as ATP-dependent Clp protease proteolytic subunit-related protein 3, chloroplastic. The coding region runs from base 139 to 846 and encodes 235 amino acids. The transcript is spliced from 10 exons. Gene Ontology annotation, molecular function: ATP-dependent peptidase activity; serine-type endopeptidase activity; ATPase binding. The record is from RefSeq and is a predicted model, not a curated record. Gene Ontology annotation, biological process: protein quality control for misfolded or incompletely synthesized proteins. Gene Ontology annotation, cellular component: endopeptidase Clp complex. Lineage: Eukaryota; Viridiplantae; Streptophyta; Magnoliopsida; Brassicales; Brassicaceae.
UAGUACGAGGUUUUUUGGGAAUGAGCCCAAAAGUAAAUCCGUGCGGGCACGCAAAAGCCAAAGUGAACAAUAUCGUAAUGGGAUUUAACAAUCCCAACAACGCCGCCGUAUCUUGACAUCUUCGAUUCUCCUCAGCUCAUGUCUUCUCCUGCUCAGGUUGAGAGAUCAGUGGCUUAUAACGAGCACAUGCCAAGAACUCAUCCACCAGACUUGCCUUCUAUGCUUCUUGACGGGAGAAUUGUUUACAUUGGGAUGCCUCUCGUACCGGCGGUUACAGAGCUUGUUGUGGCAGAGCUAAUGUAUCUUCAGUGGCUGGAUCCUAAGGAGCCUAUAUACAUUUACAUUAACUCUACAGGGACCACUCGUGACGAUGGAGAGACGGUUGGGAUGGAGUCAGAAGGUUUUGCGAUCUAUGAUUCUUUGAUGCAACUUAAGAACGAGGUACAUACAGUUUGUGUGGGAGCAGCGAUAGGUCACGCAUGUCUGUUACUUUCCGCGGGAACAAAGGGUAAACGAUUUAUGAUGCCACAUUCCAAAGCAAUGAUCCAGCAACCUCGUAUGCCUUCUUCUGGGUUGAUGCCUGCUAGUGAUGUCCUGAUUCGUGCCAAAGAGGUUAUAACAAACCGAGAUAUACUUGUGGAACUACUGUCAAAGCACACUGGGAAUUCCGUGGAGACUGUGGCUAACGUGAUGCGAAGGCCAUAUUACAUGGAUGCACCAAAAGCUAAAGAAUUUGGAGUUAUUGACAUGAUUCUUUGGCGUGGUCAAGAGAAGAUUAUCGCGGACGUUGUUCCUUCAGAUGAAUUCGAUAAGAACGCGGGAAUUAGAAGCGCAGAACGAGUUUAGUUUCAAGUUCUAUGGCCUCAAAAUCUCUGUUUCAGUGGAGAACAAUAAAUAGAAUUACAGACUGAUCAAACUCCCUUGGCUGCGACUGCCCUGUUUCGAACCACUUGGUAAAUGUUAGUCAUUCGAUUAGGAGAUUCAUAUUAAGAUGUGAUAAAGUUGUGAUGUGUUUCAAAAGCCGAAGUAAAUACAAUGUUCAAAUCUCUUUUUCUUUUUAUUCUACAGUUCCAUUAAUGAAAAACUGCUCAUUUUCUAUCAGCUUUUAAAGAUUUACGUCGUCAAUGUGACUAGAUGAAUUGGCAAAAUACUAUUCACUAUUUAAAACUAAGUAUCCCCGGCGGCAUGUUAUUACAUUCUUGAUGAUUAUCGUUGAGCUCAAAGCGCUUGAGCCCAUAACUAUUAUGGAGAU